Molecule: messenger RNA, 1635 nt
Organism: Zerene cesonia (dogface butterfly)
Lineage: Eukaryota; Metazoa; Arthropoda; Insecta; Lepidoptera; Pieridae
Gene: TPT
Product: solute carrier family 35 member E1 homolog
Exons: 3
Coding region: 261-1223 (320 amino acids)
Cellular component (GO): Golgi apparatus
Molecular function (GO): antiporter activity
Source: RefSeq, a predicted model, not a curated record
UUGAUAUGGCUGAUGUUAUGUGUUGCGUGUCGUUUUAUUUUUAAAUAUACUGACUUUUAUGAAUGAAAAACAUAUAUAAACUGAAACAUGGCUUUUUAAAUAUAUAAAUCAAUUAAUGUAUAAAUUGUGGAGUGGUGGCAUAUUAUUAUGCAACUCAUGUCAUCUUGCAAAGAUUUAGUUUAUAUUGGAAGAUUAUUGUUUAGCAGCAAUGAAACGUUAUAGACGUAGUAGCAAAGAAAAUAUAUACUAGAGUGUGCAAAAUGAGACCCAGGCGGGAGACACUGAUCGUUGGAGCGCUGUGUGUGGCGUGGUAUACCCUGAGUUCAGCGAGCAAUGUGGUGGGCAAACUGGUGUUAACGGAGUUCCCGUUCCCUGUAACGGUGACGCUGGUGCAGCUGCUAUCGACGGUGGUGUACAGCGCGCCCGCUUUCGCGGUCGCUGGCGUGCGGCGCGCGCCUUCCUUCCCAUUACGUUUCUACUGGCGAGUCCUAGUGCCCUUGGCCUUCGCCAAAUUCCUUACCACCAUGUUUUCACAAGUCUCUAUAUGGAAAGUGCCUAUCUCGUACGCUCAUACAGUGAAAGCGACGACGCCGCUGUGGACGGCGGGGCUGGCGUACGCGCUGUUCGGCGAGCGCGCGCCGCGCAACGUGCAGGCGGCGCUGCUGCUGCUGGCGGCCGGCGUGGCGCUUGCCUCGGCCACCGAGCUGCACUUCGACGCGCUGGGGCUGGGCGCCGCGCUCGCCGCCGCCGCGCUGCUCAGCCUGCAGCACCUCUACUCCAAGCGCGUCAUGCGCGACACGGCCGUGCACCACCUGCGCCUUCUGCAGAUGCUGAGCGGCAUCGCGCUGGUGCCGGUGGUGCCGGUGUGGGCGCUGAGCGAGGGCGCGGCGGUGUGGCGCGCGGGGGUCGCGGGGGGCGCGUGGGGCGCCGGGGGCGCGUGGGGCGCGGGGGGCGCGCGCACGGGCGCGCUGCUGGCGGCGGACGGCGCGCUGGCGUGGCUGCAGGCCGUGGCCGCGUUCAGCGUGCUGUCGCGCGUGACGCCGCUCGCGUACGCGGUGGCGUCGGCGGCCAAGCGCGCGGCCGUGGUGCUGGCGUCGCUGCUGCUGCUGCGCAACCCCGCGCCGCCGCUCAACCUGCUGGGCAUGGCGCUGGCGCUGCUGGGCGUGCUGGCCUACAACCGCGCCAAGCUGCGCGCCGCCGCGCCGCCGCUGCUGCCCGUGUGACGAGCGCCGCUCCUUUUAGCUAAUUUGUUUAAUCGAGAUCUGCGUAAAAUGCUUGUCGUAUUCGAUUGAAAAUAAUUAAAAAUCUCUGACUCCAGCGAAGCGGUUCGGACACUUUUCGUAGCUAUUCACCAUAACAAUUGUUGCAAAUCAAAAAUCCUAUGUAUGUUGAGUUUUGUUUAAAAAAGAAAUAGAAAUACUGCCUCCUACUUAGAAUAAAGAGAGGCUGAUAGUUUAUUGAAUUCACUCUUACUGCAUUGUCAGUUAAUAAAGUAAUGAGUAAUUUUUUUUCACUAUAACAGUAUUAAAAAAAAUUAAUACGUUCCUAUACAAACGAUAGAUUUACAUAUAUUAGUUAAACUUCAAUUCAUAAUGACUGAUCGUUUAACGAUGGCAGACUCGCAACUUACAAUAC